AUGAGCCAGGCAGAGGUGCCGGCGCUACUGCGCCUGCACAUGCUGGAGGGGCCGCAGACGGGCAAGCAGCUGGAGAAUAGGGGCGCCUCACUGCGUGUCGGGCGCACCACCAAGUCGGCGCUUUACAUCAAAGACCCCACCAUCAGUGAGCAGCACGCCGAGGUGGUUUGGCAGCAGGGGGCGUGGCAGCUGCGCGACCUGGGCAGCACUAACGGCACCGUCCUCAACGGCAAGGCGCUGGCGGGCGAGCCCUUGGCUUUCGUAGCGCUCAAGGAUGGCGACCUCAUCAAGUUCGGCACCGACACGCUGGCCCGCGUUGAGAUUGUGGCAGUGCCUAGCGACAGCGUCAUCGUGGAGGAGUUUGUGCUGUCAGGCUGCGCGCAGCUGGAGCAGCGCCUCAGGUAG
This is a messenger RNA of Chlorella variabilis, 405 nucleotides long. RefSeq lists its product as hypothetical. Gene Ontology annotation, molecular function: protein binding; mRNA binding. Lineage: Eukaryota; Viridiplantae; Chlorophyta; Trebouxiophyceae; Chlorellales; Chlorellaceae. The transcript has a single exon. The coding region runs from base 1 to 405 and encodes 134 amino acids. The record is from RefSeq and is a predicted model, not a curated record.